AAUCGCAAAGCUAUCGCCGGGAGCGGUAAAGUCACACACAGUUCCCACUUCAAAUCAUCACCUGAUGUCAGUCCCCUCUUUUGAAGAUAUACGCUGAACAACUUCCUUUCGACCGCUCGGAAAGAGAAAACAUGUCCAGGAUUUACACCAUCAAAAGGUUUCCGGGCGCUUGGAACGGGGAGCCCGUGAAGAUUGUAAGUGAGCAACGAUGGAGGCGGGUGCGCCCAUGUUCGUCGUGCGGCGCCGUGACCAAAGAAAUUAUAGCGCUGCCCUGCUCCGAUAUUCUGUGUCGCGGGUGCCACUGGGAACUACAGACGCCUGGACAAGCCUCCCUCUGCCCCCGCGACGGGUGCGCAUUUACAGAGAGCCAAAUCCAAUACUUGAAGACCCCCGUGGAAGACGCGUUAGAGCUUCUUGUGAAGUGCCCCAAUGAGAAGAUCGGCUGUGGCUUCGUGUGUGCGCUCGGAACACUGUACUCUCAUCUGUCCAACUCGUGCGAUUUCAAGUCCACGAAAGAAGCCGCAUUGACAGCUUGUUCUAGUUUGUGUCUACGACGGUUUCCCCCGAGCUGUUUCCACCAGCCUCCAACUGGACAAGACAAGGAAAUCGAGACGACUAAUCUACCGAAACGUGAACCAAAGCUCACCACCAAAGAUAAAGCUGAACAAGUCAUAAGGAUGCAAAAGACGCUCGGUUGCGUCGAACCGCGUUCAGCCAAUGUCCCGAUCGACUCGAGCUCGCUGGAUGCAUCCGACCCCGCCAAGGAAAAGGUUUGGAAGAACUACUACCUUCACCCGAUCUCGUCGCAACAUUACUGCUACGCGAUACCAUACGAUACCCGAACGCCACAAGGGCCACGACCACCCACAUCACUACGUCCACAGCAAGAAGAGAGACAGUAUGACGCCAGAUGCCCAACAUGUCAUACAUGCAUCGCUACGACGCUACAGUUUUUGGACAGAAUGUCCGCAACGGCUCCUGAUCCCUUGGAAGUCAUACGCACGUUUGCCGAAGUGGUUGUAAAUUAUCCCCGGCAACGCUCACAUGGAGACCGCGGCAGUGGCCUGCCAACUGCCAUGUAAACCUCUCUACACCGUUGGAUAUUUCUGAUUACCGCGUUUCACGGCGAUGUUUCGCGGCUGUCCGGCCCUAACAAGCCCGUGGUAUGCCUUGGAGGGAGCGCGUUCGCCGAAAGUUUCCGUGCUGCCACAGCCAGACAUCUACUCCUCCUGGCAACCUUGGUUUUCUGCUGCACUUCCAAUCGUCGCGUCGCCUCAGUACAGCAGUCCAACGGCAUCAACAUUCACAUCGUCACUGGACUUAAACUGGCGGAACGCCCCUCGGCCCUUCAGUGGGCAUGUGGAACAGCCAGCCAUGCACUCAGCUAACGCUUUCUGCUUUUUCUUCGUACAGGUUGGUCCGUUUCCCUCUUUGCAUUGUAAAAAGUCCAACUACCUCUGUCUACUGGUGUUCCCAUGCCCACAAGUGCUGUUUUUAUGUUCUUGCGAGUGUAUUUCGGGUCUGAAGCUUCUCCUGUCUGGUGAUAUUGAACUUAAUCCUGGCCCAGAUAAGAAAGAAGUUCAGAGAAAAGAGAUGAGUGAGAUGCUUGUUUUACUGAGAGGCUUAAACGCUCGUCAGGCAAAUUUUGAAGCUGGACAGACCCGAAUCAUGGAGGAUAUUCAAGCUAUUAAGACUGGGCAAGAGUCAAUUGAACUAAUGGUAACCGGUAAUCAAGGGAGGCUUAGUACUGUGGAAGAAAAUAUAGUCAGUUUGGAUAUUUUGGAGCGUGAGUUGACAGAUGUGAAAGAAACUGUAACCUUCCUGUCACGCGAGAACGCCAAUCUACGAUCACGUCUUGGUGAAUUUCGAGGACAGGUCUCGAAGAGAUAACCUAAUAUUUUACGGUGUUCCCGACUCAAACUCUGAGACCUGGGCUGUAUCUGAAAGCAAAGUGCGUGAUGUCGUUGCAAACGAAAUGACAAUCAUCGUUCCCCCGGAGAGUAUCAUUCGUGCACAUAGACUUGGUCGUGUUUUUAACCCCAGUAAAUGUCGGCCAGUUUUAGUGAAAUUGUCAUUAUUCAAAACGAAAGACCAUGUUUUUUCCUCGAGAGGCAAACUGCGCGGUAGUGCCACUUCCGUCGCAGAGGAUUUUUCCCCUGCCACUCGUCUUGCUAGAAGAAAGCUGCUCGAAUUCGCUAAGGCUCAUACACAGUAUUUUAGUCUACGCUACAACAAAGUGUUUUUUUGACGACAAAUGUUUUUCUUACUGCGCGGCCAGCGAUGCCGUUUGUGAGGUCCGCGAUUAUAUCACGCCGAGCACGAGUUCCAUUCGUGUUAAUGCUGACCCUGAGGUGGCUUUGUCAACGUCAUCACAAUUACAUAACCUGAUACGGAACAACUCUAGUCCUUAUCUUUCAGUACUUUUUUACAAACAUUCGAAGUGUUCUUCGCAAUUGUGAUGACUUGUCUUCAGCCAUCGAUUCUUCACUCGCCGAGACUGUUGUACUCACUGAAACUUGGCUAUCUAGUGUUGUACGUGAGAGCGAAAUUUUUUGUUCCGAGAAACGUUUCUCUUUUUACCGAUGCGAUAGGCUAUCUAGGCGUGGUGGUGGUGUAAUAAUCGCGGUAAACGAUAGUAUUGAGUUUUGUCUUGCCAACAUUGUUACAUCCCUUGAGUUUAUUGGCUUGCGCUUGCGUUUUAGCAAUAAACAGGUUAAUUUGUGCGCGUGCUACCGUCCUCCCAAUGCCGCAGCAAACUUUUUUUUAUAGAUUUACACGAUUCUCUGAAUACAAUUCGUACAAGGUUUCCGGCCUUGCCUUUGCUUCUUUUGGGCGAUUUUAAUCUCCCCGGCAUUGACUGGUCUGGUCUAUAUCCUACCAUAUCAUUAUGUUUGCUGCGUGUUCCGAGUUUUUAAGUCUCUGCUCCGAUUUUUCCUUAACGCAGAUAGUUACUAGGCCGACUCGUGUUACGCCAACUUCUGAGAACGUGCUGGACCUUAUUCUUUCUACUGCGCCUGAUCUUGCAUUCUCUCUUACGUAUUUACCUGCCAUCAGCGAUCCACUGUUCACUUCCACCUAAAAGCUCCUGUAUCUGCCUUUACAAAAGCGAAGAAUGACUCUUUUUUUGAUUAUGGCAAAGAUGAUUUUGAGGCUAUAAACAGCGAGUUGGCGCAAUUCCUUGACUUUUUCCUAUUCAAUUUUUUUAACGCUCUGUCGAGGUUAAUUGGACAAUGUUCAAAAAUAAAGUCAAUUCCCUUAUCAAUUCUUUAGUCCCACGUCGCUUUCCUACUAAUAGCUCCACGUCCCCAUGGUUUAAUAGUGCCUUGAAAAGACUUCCAAGUCAAAAGAAAUGCUUGUUCCGCACUGCUAAGCGUACAGAUACUGUUGAGCGCUGGGCGGUUUACCACAACACAGAAAAUGUAUACAGAAAUGCAAUUAAGGACGCUAAACAACCUUUUUUCAGCCAAACCUUGCCCCGUCUGUUAUCAACUAGUGUCAAAAUGUUUUGGAGCGUUAUUAAUGGCAAGAAAGACAAGGUUAUUUUGCUUUAUGACUCUGAUGGCAUUGUUAUGUCUAACGAUGACUCUGCAAAAGUCCUCAAUGAGGUGUUUCUACAAUCCUUGUCUAGGGACGUAAGCUGUUCUAUUGUUACUUACCCUAAUCAUGAUUUCUUUCCUAUGGACCUGCUUGUGUUUGAUUUUUAUGGCAUUGUUGAGCUGAUUAACAACCUCAAAGUGUCUUCAUCAUGUGGUAUUGAUAAUAUUAACACUAAGUUUCUAAAGAAUACUAAAAUUUACAGUGCAAUUUUUCUUACUAAGAUUUGUGAGCAAUCUAUUCUUACUGGUGUCCUUCCUGAAGAUUGGAAAACUGGCAAGGUGGUUCCACUUCAUAAAUCAGGCGACAAACACUGCCCCGACAAUUAUAGACCCAUUUCCAUAACCAGUACUCCUUGUACAAUGUUAGAGCAUAUUAUUUAUUCACAUCUUGUUAAAUAUCUCGAAUCCAACUCUUUUUUCUCGUCCGCACAGCACGGCUUUCGUAAAUUUCUUUAUUGUGAAACACAACUUCUCGUCUUUACUAACGAUUUAUUUUCAUUACUUGAUCAUGGAUCCUAGGUUGACAGUAUUUUUCUUGAUUUCUGCAAAGCAUUUGAUAAAGUUUCUCACCAACUACUACUGUUCCAGCUUAGCAAACUCAACCUUGACCCUCAGAUACUAACUUGGAUUGAGUGUUUUCUUACAAAUCGUUCUCAGUUUGUUCAUGUAAAUAACUCUAAUUCUCCAGUGUCUUCUGUUACUUCUGGCGUCAUUCAAGGCUCCGUUCUAGGUCCUUUGUUAUUCCUCAUUUACAUCAAUGACUUGCCGUUGUGUGUCUCAUCAUCGCUUAGUUUGUUCGCGGAGGACUGCGUUAUUUAUCGUAAGAUUACUAAUGAUUCUGACUCUUUCCUUCUUCAAAACGACUUAAAUGCUGUUCUUGACCUUUUAUCUAUCAUCUUGAUAACGUUUCUUUAGAAUGUGUGACUUCAUAUAAAUACAUCAGUCUGCUUAUUACUUCUAACCUCUCCUGGCAUAUUCAUAUUAACCACAACAUUGCUAAUGCCAAUUCUAUGUUAGGCUACCUAAAACGUAACUUUUCUCUAGCGCCAGUUUCUCUCAAACUAAUAUUACUCAAAUCUUUGGUUCGCUCAAAAUUAGAGUACGCAGCUUCAAUCUGGGAUCCUGGUCUGACGACGCUCACUUCUCAUCUCGGGUCAGUUCAGAACCGCGGCGCUCGUUUCAUACUUAAUAAUUAUCACCGUACAGCAAGUGUAUCAUCCAUGAAAUCUCUUCUCUUCUUGCCACUGUUUUCUUUGCGCCGUAAGUGUUCUCGUCUAUGUCUUUUCUAUAAAAUAUACAAUUCUAACCCCAUUCUGAAAGAGAAGCUCUUCCUCGACCUACCUUACGCUUCUCCAUGCAUUGAUCAUCGGUACAAAGUCGGCGUUCCUCAUUCUCGAACCUCAGCCUAUCACGAUUCUUUCAUUCCUAGGACAUCAUCAGAGUGGAACCACCUUUCGGCGUCAUUAAUAUUAUUACCCUCGUUAGAUGUGUUUAAAAGUGCUGUUACUAAUUAUAUUUGCGAAAGUUACCCGUGACCAUAAUGUCUUCUAUUAAAGUUUUUUUUUUUUCCUCACUCCCCUCUGUAACGCCCCCAGCGCCUUGAGGGCAUGUAAAUAAAUGAAUAUAAUACUUCCAAAUACUCUUUGUAUUCAUCCAGUAGACAGCGGCACUUACUUGCCGAAUGGUUCUCAGAAAAUGAUAGGGCAUAUAUAUACGAAUCGGGUCGGUAGGGUGGUUAGAGCAGAGAGUCGCGGAGGUGUUGUGUUGGAGUUGCCUAUGCCU
Messenger RNA from Ixodes scapularis (black-legged tick), 5378 nucleotides. RefSeq lists its product as uncharacterized. The transcript has 2 exons. The record is from RefSeq and is a predicted model, not a curated record. Bases 132 to 1082 code for a protein of 316 amino acids. NCBI's taxonomy places the organism in Eukaryota, Metazoa, Arthropoda, Arachnida, Ixodida, Ixodidae.